Messenger RNA from Phytophthora nicotianae INRA-310, 249 nucleotides. RefSeq lists its product as hypothetical. The record is from RefSeq and is a predicted model, not a curated record. The transcript is spliced from 2 exons. The coding region runs from base 1 to 249 and encodes 82 amino acids. Lineage: Eukaryota; Oomycota; Peronosporomycetes; Peronosporales; Peronosporaceae.
AUGCGCUACGACUAUGCAUGGAAAGAGACCGAGUUCCAGCAGGCAGAACAUCGCAUCACAGGUAUCGGUUGCCGGCUAUUGUACCUACACGCCUCGUGGGUGGAGACGUACAACCACACCACAGGUUCUAUCUCCUCCUCUGGACCUCGUACGAAGGUCUUCAUUGAGGCCAAUGAUUUCUCAGAGCUGGCUGAUGGUAAAAGGUCAUCGUGUUUUGUGCGAGCUGCGCGAGUCGCUGCUAGCUCUUAA